Paramuricea clavata is the source of this 894-nucleotide messenger RNA. NCBI's taxonomy places the organism in Eukaryota, Metazoa, Cnidaria, Anthozoa, Malacalcyonacea, Plexauridae. The record is from the annotation of a GenBank genome assembly.
AUGGUUGGAUGUUGGAAUGACAUGAAUGAUAAAUUACUUAAACAAAAUCGGCAGUCUAACCAAUCAACCAACCACCUUUCAGAUCAACCUCGCCAUCGAAAACCACAACGCCGUUUCCAAGCACGUCAAAACAACGAUGCCGAUCACGUAAACAAAGAGAGCACAAUCAAAGUUCAAGAAAGUGUCGCAAUUGUGGAGGACCCUUCACGCACAAAGAAGGAAAGUUGUCAUGCUCAGCUAGAAGAAAAAUGUCAUGCAUAUGCGAAAUUAGGACAUUUUGCAAAACAUUGUUUGUCAAAAGCACAACAAAAUUACCAAGGUCAGAGACAAAGUUCCAGGCAUGAAGUAAAUGAAGUCACGUAAACACGUCAGGACUAUCUCGACGAUACAGAUGAAGAAUUUGCCUAUGUAAUAAACUCAAGCACUAAUCCACCAGAGACAAGAAUCACAGUCGAAAAUGGUGCGUUCAAAGUUAUCGUGGAUAAGUUGGCUUUCAAAGAAAUGCAAAAAAAGAAUCCAAACAUCCGGGUACAAUCCUCACAUAAGAAGGUCUUUCCGUACGAAACAAAUACCCCUCUAGAAUUAAUCGGUGAAUUCGAAGCCCAAAUCACAGCAAGUUCAGGUACAACACAAGGUACAUUUCUCGUCACAAAUACGAACAGUACAUGUCUGAUCAUGAUCAGCUACAAAAAAUCCAUCGCUCUUGGAUUACUCAGUCUGAAAGUUUGUAGUGUCUCUGUCGAUCAUCUUGAUCCAGAUGUAUCAGCAGUAUUAAAUAAGCACAAAAAGGUAUUCGAAGGAAUGGUAAUCUCGAAGACAAUGAAGUUAAAUUGGAAAUUGAUCCUGACGUUCAGCCAGUCGCUCAAAAAGCAAGGCGUAUUCCGUACAGCAUGA